UCUCUUUGCAAAGUCAGGGAUCAUGAGAUUGAAAGUGAAGAACAUUUUAAGAUGAUUGCUGAAAGAGAACUGGGACGAGUGAAGGAUGAAAUUCAACGACUAGAAAAUGAGAUAACUUCAAUACGGGAAAAAAAAAAUGAUAAGGAAAAUUCCAUAUUUAAAAUUACUCAAAAAUUGGAUGGUUUGAAAUGUCAAAUGAACUGGGACCAGCAAGCAUUGGAGGCCUGGCUGGAAGAAUCAGCUCAUAAAGAUAGUGAUGCUCUCACUCUUCAGAAGUAUGCUCAGCAAGAUGAUAAUAAAAUUAGGGCCCUGACCCUGCAAUUAGAAAGAUUGACUGUGGAAUGUAAUCAGAAAAGAAAGGUACUUGACAAUGAAUUUGCAGAGACUCUAAGUGUACAGUUAGAAUUGGAUAAAGCAGCCCAAGAUUUUCGACAGAUUCAUAAUGAAAGGCAAAAACUCAUUCUACAGUGGGAGAGCACAAUAGAACAGAUGCAGAAGAGAGAUAAAGACAUCGAUAACUGUGCCGUGGCAUUAGCAAGGAUAAAGCAGGAAAUAAGAGAGAAAGAAAAUCUGGUUAAGGAAAAAAUCAAGUUUUUGGAAAGUGAGAUUGGGAAUAACACAGAGUAUGAAAAAAAAAUUGCUGCUGCUGAUCGUAAAGUUUUAAAAUGUAGAAUGGAAUAUCAACGUCAUGAAGCUAGUAGAAUUCAGCUGAAGGAUGAGCUGGAUUCUUUAAAAGCCACUGUGAAUAGAAGUUCCAGUGAUUUAGAGGCUCUGAGAAAAAAUAUUUCCAAAAUAAAGAUGGACAUUAAUGAAGAAACAGCAAGGUUAUGCAAAAUUAAAAAUCAUAAUCAGAUUGUAAGAAAAAAAUUAAAGCAGAUAACUGACAAAACUAUGUCUGUAGAGGAGAAAGCUACCAACUUGGAAGACAUGCUGAGGGAGGAAGAAAGAGGUGUGAAGGAAGUAGAAGUUCAGUUGAACAUAGUUAAAGAUGUGUUAUUUAAGAAAGUUCAGGAAUUACAGACUGAAACAAUGAAAGAAAAAGCUCUUGUAUCUGAAAUUGAAGGAACCCGUUCUUCUCUAAAGCAUCUCAACCAUCAGUUACAUAAACUGGACUUUGAAACUUUGCAGCAGCAAGAAAUUAUGUACACUCAGGAUUUUUACAUUCAACAAGUAGAACGCCGAAUGUCACGCUUAAAGGGAGAAAUUAAUUCAGAAGAAAAACAAGCCCUUGAAGCAAAAACUGUUGAACUUCAGAAGACAUUGGAAGAGAAGAAAUCUGCACUUUGCCUUUUGGAAACACAGAUCAAGAAGCUUCAUAGUGAUCUUUACUUUACCAAGAAGUCGAAUAGUAAAUACCGUGAUGAAAAACAGUCCCUCAUGACCAAAAUAAAUGAACUAGCCCUUUUCAAUGACAGAUCAGAGAAAGAACUUACUAAAGCCAAAGCUUUCAAACAGGAUUUGAUGAUAGAAGACAAUCUUUUAAAACUUGAGGUUAAACGUACUCGAGAACUGCUUCACAGUAAGGCAGAAGAAGUUCUUUCUCUAGAAAAAAGAAAACAACAAUUACACACAGCUAUGGAAGAACGGACCGAAGAAAUUAAGGUUCACAAAACAAUGCUUGCAUCACAAAUAAGAUAUGUUGAUCAAGAACGGCAAAAUAUAAGUGCUGAGUUUCAUGAGCGGCUAAGUAAAAUCGAUAAGCUGAAGAAUAGAUAUGAAAUUCUUACUGUUGUUAUGCUGCCUCCUGAAGGGGAAGAGGAGAAAACUCAGGCCUACUAUGUAAUAAAGGCUGCUCAAGAAAAAGAAGAACUCCAAAGGGAAGGUGACAGUUUGGAUGCUAAGAUCAACAAGGCUGAGAAAGAAAUCUAUGCUCUCGGAAACACCCUGCAAGUGCUCAACAGCUGCAACAACAAUUACAAACAAUCUUUUCAGAAAGUGACUCCAUCUAGUGCUGAGUAUGAGGUAAAAAUUCAACUAGAAGAACAAAAAAGAGCUGUUGAUGAAAAAUACAGAUACAAACAAAGACAAAUCAGAGAACUACAGGAAGAUAUCCAGAGCAUGAAAAAUACUUUAACAGUUAUAGAACACUUAACAAAUAAUGUCAAAGAAAAAGUAACAGAGAAGCAAGCUUAUGUACUUCAAUUAAAUAGAGAAACUGAGGAACAGAAGCCAAAAUUAGAAAGAGUAACUAAACAGUGUGCAAAACUCAUCAAGGAAGUCCGUCUUUUGAAAGAUACAAAAGAUGAAACACUAGAAGAACAAGAUAUCAAACUUCGUGAAGUGAAACAGCUUCACAAGAUCAUUGAUGAAAUGUUAAUUGAUAUCAUACAAGAAAAUGCUGAGAUCGGUGUUAUCCUUCAAACAUACUUUCAACAGAGUGGUUUAGAACUACCUACAGCUAGUACUAAAGGUAGUCGUCACAGUUCUAGAUCUCCUUCCCAGACUUCACUGUUAUCAGUAAGGUCAUCUAAGAGUACAAGCACUUCUGCUUCUCAGACUUCGAUCAAAGUAUUAGAGCUGAACUUCCCAGCCUCUCCGCUAACUGGCAGCACUUCCAGACCAACUAGUGCUAGCAGUUCCUCCAGUACUGGUAAAAGCAGAAAGACCAAUAAAUAAACAUUUUAAAUCUCUCUUGAA
Molecule: messenger RNA, 2637 nt
Organism: Odocoileus virginianus texanus
Lineage: Eukaryota; Metazoa; Chordata; Mammalia; Artiodactyla; Cervidae
Source: RefSeq, a predicted model, not a curated record